Molecule: messenger RNA, 2892 nt
Organism: Monoraphidium neglectum
Lineage: Eukaryota; Viridiplantae; Chlorophyta; Chlorophyceae; Sphaeropleales; Selenastraceae
Exons: 7
Coding region: 1-2892 (963 amino acids)
Source: RefSeq, a predicted model, not a curated record
AUGGUCCUGGCGUAUGUCGAGAGCACCAUGAGCGCGCUCAGCAUCCCCUCUGGCGAGCUGCAGCCGCUGCUGGCGCGCCCCUCCACCUCCGAGUGCGACGUCCUCGCAUGGGCGCAGUCCAAGGUGGCCGCCCACCCCGCGAAGGACGCGGCCGCGCCGCACCUGGACCGCAUCGCGCGCCUGCGCCGCAGCCUCGGCGCCGCGUCCCGCAGCUGGCAGCAGCCGCGCUCGCCGCUGGACCUGCUGCUGCUGCGCGUCGGCGGCACGGCGCUGGCGGCGCGGCUGGCGGUGCUGCCCGAGGCGGCCCUGGAGGGCCUCCCCGAGUACGCGCUGGCGGCCGCUGAGCUGGCACGCCGAUCGGGCGACGCCGAGUCCGACCAGGAUGUGCGCGGCGCCCUCCGCGGCGCGGCGACGCAGCUGCUGGCGGCCACACCCCUGGAGGUGCUGAAGCACCCUGGGUUCUGGCGCCACCUGCGGCCUGCGGUUGAGGCAGUCGCGGGCAUGCAGAAUGAGCUGAGGCUGGCGGCGGGGGCCGACACGGUCGCCGUGGUGGACGCCCUGACGCGGGGCCACGAGCUGGUGGCUGCACUGAUCGGCCCCGAGGCCUUGGAGGCCGCGGUGCAGCUGGCCGCCACGGCGCCGCUCGGCAUCGGCGACGGGCAGGGGCUGCCGGAGGCCGGGUGGCUCGAGGGCGCAGCGCCCGGCGACGUGGCGCAACUGCGGCUUGCGCAGUGGGUGGCCGCGCAGCUGGGGUUGUCGGUGUUCAUGGGCUGCGGCAACGCGCCGCCGAGCUGGGACCUGGUGCGGCGCGCGGCGCUGGUGGUGCCCCCGCUGCCGGAGCUGCCGGCGUCGCUGGUCGCGGCCUUCCAGGCGGCAGCUCCCAGCCUGCUGGAUGCGCUCGCCACGCAGCCCCUCGCGGCGCUGGCGGGGGGUAGGGUGGACUUCUGGCAGCUGCUGGCCGAGGGUGACGAGGCGGGGCAGGCGCUCGCCGCCGAGCUGCGGGCCUGGCGCGCCGAGCGGGCCGUUGCAGGAUGCGUGGCGGUGCUGUCGUCCCUCACGCGCGCCGAGGUGGAGGCCCUCACGCCGCAGCAGGUGGCGGCCGUCCAGGGCCGCGUGGCGGAGCUCGGCGUCGCCGCGCGGCGCCUGUGGGACGGCGGCCUCGCGGCGGCCGCGGCCGGCCGCAGCCCGGUGCACCCCUCCACCCUCGCCGCCCUGUCGGCCGGGAGCCGCCGGGACGACGCCGCCGCUGCGCUGCAGGCGGCGCCCACCGCGGACAGCGGCGCGCACUGGGAGGCGCUGCAGCCGCUGGCAUGGGCGCUGCACACCAGGGGCGGCAGUGGGGCCUCCGCGGCGCGGCUGGUGGCUGCCGUCCUGGAGGGCAGCCGGGCGGCGUUUGAGGCGGAGGCUGCCGGCGUGGUGCAGGCGGCUGACGUGAUCGAUGACCUCAGAGUGGCCUUCCAGCUGGAGGCUGAGGUGGCGCGCCUGGACAGCGUGGUGCGGCCGGACAGGCUGCUGUCGGGGGAGCUGGACAGGCACCUGGAGGCGCUGCUGCCAGAGACCCCUGCGCUGCGGCCGCUGCAGAGGCAGCUGCUCUUCGGUUCAGCAGAAGCCGGUGGCGGUGGUGGUGGCCGCGGCGGCGUCUACCACGACCCACAGCAGGCGCAGUCGCUGCUGCCGGCGCUGCUGUCGUUCCUGGGGCAGUCCGCCGUUGACGCGGAGGCGCGCGCCGGCGGCCCGCCCGGCGACGCGGCCCGCGGCCUGCUGCGCUCGUGGCGCGAGGCGUCGGCGCGGCUCGCGGAGGCGCCCAAGCUGGUGCCUGCGGCGCUGCAGGGCUUGUUUGGCGGGCUGCUGGCCCUGGGCAGUGACGCCGACGACACGCGGCUGGGCGCGCUGACGGCGCAGGAAGCGGAGGCGCGGGUGGGGGAGCUGCAGCGGCAGCUGGCGGGCUUUUUGGCGGCGUGGGACGCAGAGGUGGCGGUCCAGGCUGACAGCAACGGCAUCGGCGGCGGCGCGGAGGUGACGACGGCGCCGGACGGCGUGCGGCGGCCGGGUUGGCAGGCCUCGCAGCUGUCUGGCAGCGUGCUCGGCGACCACGCGAGUGUCAAGACGCUGAUGGAGUUGGUGGGGGAGGAGGAGGCGCUGGGCAUAAUGGCGGCGCACGGUGGCCGCGGGCGCGACGGUGCGCCAGGGGACGACUCGCGUGACGACGGCGACGCGCAGCCGUACGAGAUGCUGGAGCUGGUGCAGCGCGACAUCCACCUGCAGCGCUACCUGGCGAACGAGUUUGACCCGAGCCUGGGAGUCGACCUGGUCAACGCCCCCCUGGGCUGGCGCGAUCCCCGGCUGAGCGAAGAGCCUGCCUCCUGGCUGGAGGGCAUGCGGCCGCUGCUGGACGACUACCUUGCGGCACAGGGAGAGAGGCCCACGCACGACAUUGAGUGGAAGGUGUACAGCGAGAUGGCGCUGUCAGAGGCGGAAGACGCCCAGGCGCAGCACGAGGCGGGGCUCCGCGCGCGCGGCCACAGCGCGAUGCACUCCUCCGCCGCAGACGCGGCCUACCUGCGCCAGCGCCUCGACGCGGCCGUGCCGGCCGGGUCGGUGCUGGGUCCCGCGGCGCGGCGCUACCUGGACGCCGUGCUGCAGAACAGCAGCUGGACGUUUGCCCAGCGGCGGCGCCUGGUGGACCGGCUGGGGGAGAUCGCGGCGGCCCUGGCAGCGAACCCGCCGAAAAGCUUCCGGGGAUCACCCUUCUCCGCAGUGUUGCAGCCAAACGGGCCGCCGGCGGUGCCGCGGCUCAGCCAGCCACCGGUUGGGCGGGGCGCGCGGAGGGGGGUGGCGCUGGCCAUGGGUGUGGUGGAGGGCAAAAGCACGGUACGCGCGGCAUCUCAAUAG